This is a messenger RNA of Danio rerio (zebrafish), 2851 nucleotides long. NCBI's taxonomy places the organism in Eukaryota, Metazoa, Chordata, Actinopteri, Cypriniformes, Danionidae. The record is from RefSeq and is a predicted model, not a curated record.
CACACCUCAUUAGCACACAUAUGGAAAAGGAGGGAGGGAGAACGAGAGAGACGGGAUUCUUCUUCCCUCACCCUGCCAGCGUUCCUCAUAUUCCUGAUGCAGCAGAAGAGAGAGUGUGUAUGUGUGUGUGUGUGUGCGCACUGAAGGAGGAGCAGCAGAAGAGUGUGUGUGUGUGUGUGUGUGUGUGUGCUGAUAGAGGAGCAGUGAAGCACAGUCGGAUGCCAGCGUCACGCUCAGAUCUGACAGACGAGCACACACACACACACACACACAGAAGCCGACCGCAUCUGCAUUCACAGGACAGAGAGAGAGAAACACACACACACACACACACACACACAGACACGCCGCUGAGGAGAACACCUGCAGAUCUGAGGCUGUAACACAACAGUCUGUGUGUUUUGAUCUCCUGCGCUUGCUGUAGGUUUGAUGAGCGUCUGCAGCCUCCAGCAGCGCUCCUGCACGGAUUACAGCUGAGGACACGGAGGAGCUGUGAAGAGACGAGCCGGACCACUGGAUAAACAGCGGAGGAACCGUGUGUUGGCUGACACUGCUGAUGUGGAUUACAGCCUGAUCUGCUCCGGUCGAGCACACACACACACACACACACACACAUCAUGAUCUUCAGCUGGUGUGUGUGCGUCUCAGAACAGGCACUGAACGCUGAAGGUGUGUGUCUGGCUGUAGGACACAAGCUAGCGUGCAGCGGUGUUAUGGAGCAGUGAGUGUGUGCGCUCAGCAUGGUGCCGCCGCCGGCCGCCAGUAAGCCGCACGUGUUCCUGUCGGCCGCCGUCAUCAUGGGCAGUAUGGCGCUGCUGGAUGUGUGUCUGGUGCAGCAGAGCCGCGGGCCGCGCCGCAUCGGGAUCGGCCUGAUGGUGAGCGUGGGCGAGCUCUGCUUCCUCAUCGUGCUGCGAUACGUGGCCGUGUGGGUCGGCGCUGAGGUCAGGACGGCUAAACGCGGAUACGCCAUGAUACUGUGGUUCCUCUACAUCUUCGUGCUGGAGAUUAAGGUGUACUUCAUCUACCAGAACUACAAGGCUGACCGGAAGAGUCUGGACGCUCUGGCCCGGAAGGCGCUGACGCUGCUGCUGUCCGUCUGCGUGCCGCUGCUGUUCCUGGUCCUGGUGGCCGUCGACCACAUGCAGUACGUCACGGCGUUCCGCAAGAAGGAGGAGAUCCGGAACCGGCUGUUCUGGGUGGUGGUGGACCUGCUGGAUGUGCUGGACAUCCAGGCCAACCUGUGGGAGCCGCAGAAGAAGGGUCUGCCGCUGUGGGCGGAGGGUCUGAUGUUCUUCUACUGCUACAUUCUGCUGCUGGUGCUGCCCUGCGUGUGUCUGAGCGAGAUCAGCAUGCAGGGCAUCAAUAUCAGCCCGCAGAAGAUGCUGCUGUACCCCAUCCUGAGCCUGGCCUCCAUUAACGUGGUCACGCUGUUCAUCCGCGGGGGGAACAUGCUGCUCUACAGGGACGGCCGCGUCUCCGGAAUCCUCAUGGCCAAGAACAUGCUGGCCAUCGUCCUGAAGACCUGCAGCUUCGUGCAGUACCGCAGACAGCUCCAGAGCGCCCCCGCUGGCCUCACGCUGCAACUACAGAAGAACUGUGUGCAGACUGCUCGAAGCGCACACACACCGGCGCAGGAGCACACGCCACUGCCCGAGCUUACCGCCUGCCAACAUACGUGACACACGGACACACAGAGAACACACAGAGAACACACACAUGAAGACUCUGACAGAGGAAUGUGCACGUCUGCUACAAUUGGGUUAGCUUCAGUAUUUCCUCCGCGCACACACACACACACACACACACACACACACGCACACACACACACACACACACACACACACACACACACACACUGCACACUGCUCCACUUUCUGAAUACUCUACAUCUUCUGAAAAUGAAGGUAAUCUGGGUCCAGCUCAUUAAUACACCACCUUACCUCAAGCAGGAGUUCAAAACACGUGUGUGUGUGUGUGUGUGUGUGUGUGUGUGUGUGUGCGCGAGUGUGUGUGUGUGUGUGUGUGUGUGUGUUAUGAGGAGACUGUGUUGAUGCGUCUCGUGGGGAGUUUGUUAGUGAAUCUCCCACACAUGAUCUGAUCUGUCCCGCACACUCAGAGUUUCCUCAUUUAUUAAACUCAUUCACAGUUCGGGUCAUAAGUGGAGUCUAAACUGUCUAAAGAGGAGGACGGUGUUUUUAUGUGAUGCUCUGAUGAAGAACUGUGUGUGUAUUUGUACAGUAUAGAUGUGUGUGAUGGUUAUGUUGUGUGUUUGUUACAGCAUGUUUGGCUCAGGUCAGACACACAGAUGUACUGUUGACAGUGGGGAUGGAGUAUAUCUCAUGCCCUGACUGCAGUUCUGAUUAGGGCUUUCAAAUAAACAUGUCACAUGAGGAAAUGUCCUGUACAUUAGUCUGCUCUUCUUCAUCUGCCGUCCACAGUACUCUCUUUUCUCCAACACCAUUGAUCUGGAAGUGCUCUGUUAACUUGUUUCCAGAAUGAAGCUGGAGCUCGUGUCGUGUUUGAUUGUUGAAGAUGAUGAUUUGAUGUUGCUGAUGGAUCAACUGUGAAUACUGCACUGCUGUGGAAAUAGCCCAGCUAGUGUUGGGAUGGAGGAAGCCUGCCUCUGCUCGCUGUGUAACGGGAAAGCAGAAUGGUGAAAACUGAAGCGAACACUGAUGAAGAUGAAGUCCAUGAGGAGAGCAACAUGAUCCUGCACAGCAUCUUAAAGUCUACAUGAUACAGUGAUUAGACUUUGAUAAUAGGGUGUUGCUGAGGAGUGUGUUCGGUUCAUUGACUUCACGUUGACCUUCUGCAUUGAUUUCAUUGAUAAAGGUUAGGUGUUGGCUGUUUU